CAGUCCAAAUUGUAAGAUGAAUGGGAUUUUUUAACUUUGUGAAACGCCUACCUUUGAAUUGCCUUCAACUGGCAUUCAGUUUAGUGUGUCUUACAUUUAGGCUAACUACUUCGGGGUUUUGCGUUAUAACUAGGAAUACGCAGCGUUUGCUUGGAGGUUUGAUUCUUGGUGUAGGCAGUGAUGUGCACCGCGUCCUGAUUUUAGGUACGAGGAACUCUGGAAAGACUGCGCUAUUAUACCGUAUAAAGCUUGGGGAGUUCAUUUAUACAGUAACAACCAAUAGUUUUAUUGAGGAGGAUUGUACCCUUUGUAGUCAAUGUCUAAUCCCUACUGACAUUUGCAUCCAUCGUGAUUUGAAGCAGGUGGAGACUAUCCAAUUACACCUAUGCGAGGUUGGUAUCCAGGAUGACAAUGAUGUAGUUGAGAAGCAUUUAAGGCACGCUUCGAAGGUCAUAUUUGUUAUUGACGGUUCUGACUUAGCUGUGGGCGUAUCCGCUCUAAAUGAUAUCGCAAGCAUAGUAGCUCAACAUAACUUUUCUCACCAAUUGCCAAAGUAUGUAAUUUUCAACAACAAAUCGGACCUUGUAGACACGCAUCGGGGGUAUAAUAUUGAAGACGUGGGUUUACCUGAUAAUCUUAAAGAAAGGGCCAUUUGGGUAAACGGCAGUGCUCUUGGUGGUCAAGGCGUCGUUGAAUCACUUAAAUUCCUACUACAGGAAGAUAACGUUUGGGGUUAUAAGCCCAUUCAAACCAAACGCGACGAUUUGAUACAACUUAAUUAAUGUAUAUUGAAUUACUCAUGUUCUUCUU
Messenger RNA from Babesia bovis T2Bo, 810 nucleotides. Its product is annotated as ADP-ribosylation factor family protein. Gene Ontology annotation, molecular function: GTPase activity; GTP binding. Gene Ontology annotation, cellular component: cytoplasm. The coding region runs from base 21 to 782 and encodes 253 amino acids. Lineage: Eukaryota; Apicomplexa; Aconoidasida; Piroplasmida; Babesiidae. The transcript is spliced from 5 exons. The record is from RefSeq and is a predicted model, not a curated record. Gene Ontology annotation, biological process: vesicle-mediated transport; intracellular protein transport.